Messenger RNA from Erpetoichthys calabaricus (reedfish), 5331 nucleotides. It is a transcript of the gene mindy4, whose product is annotated as MINDY lysine 48 deubiquitinase 4. The coding region runs from base 149 to 2356 and encodes 735 amino acids. Gene Ontology annotation, biological process: protein K48-linked deubiquitination. Gene Ontology annotation, molecular function: K48-linked deubiquitinase activity; cysteine-type deubiquitinase activity. The record is from RefSeq and is a predicted model, not a curated record. The transcript has 18 exons. NCBI's taxonomy places the organism in Eukaryota, Metazoa, Chordata, Cladistia, Polypteriformes, Polypteridae.
UUGAAUAGGUGGAAGUGAUAACAGUAUGCGUGCAAUUUAAAUGCAGAUCGUUGGAAAUAUGGUGCCGUUAAUUAAAUACGAAUGACUGCUGCGAUUUUCGGUUUGUUUUUAUUUUUCCAAAGGAAAUAUUUACAGAUGAUCUAUUAACAUGGAUAACGGAAAUACUGUUGUGGAAGAAGUGGCUGCAUCGUUAGUAAGAGAAUAUCUCAGUCGAAAGGGACUGAAGAAAACUAUUAUGUGCAUGGAUGAAGAACUUCCACGCACUGAUUUAAGUAUUAAUAACAGAAAUGAGCUUCGCAAAAUAUUACAUCUGGAUUCACUGUAUAAGAAAAACAAGGUCCAGAAAGUCCAACUUAAAGCAAUGCUGGAAAUUAUUGUAAAACAUUUAAUGGAAACUACUCAACAAACUAUUCCAACAGCAGAGACUGAUUUAUUUUUUGUUCAACAAAAAACAAAGGUGAAAUCCAAGCCUGCAGGGGCACUGAGUGUGCAGUUGUCUGAUGUUGCUGAUGAUGAGACAGGUGGAAGCACAGCUGUUUCCGAACAGAGUAAAACAGAUUUUGGAAGGUCUGCUGAUGACAAAACACACAUCUCCUACACAAAAGCUCCUUUCAAAACUUCCCCAGGGUACAUUAAGGCUGCAAUACUGCAGGCUGGCAGCAGCGAGCCAUCUUCAGAAGGUGAAUGGGAAAAUCUGCCAAAGUUUAUGUCUUCAGCAAAUGACAAUGAAGGUGUCAGGUCUGCUUUUAGUACUGGUGAAGUAAAAAAUGCUUUUGCAGAACUUCAGAAGCAAAGAUCAACUCGCCCACUGCGUGGUAUGAUGGCAGGACCCAUUUCUAGUUCCCAAGAUGACUGCGGUAAAAAACGAAUUUUUAGGAGAUCUUCAGCAUCAAAUUUGGCUAAUCCUCCAAAAGAUGAAGAUGUGCACAACAGACAAUUACAUUUUCAGCCUGCAAAUACUGCUGCUGUUAACGACUUAUUUCCUCAUGAAACAGAUGUACAGUUACAGAGUACGCAGGACAAAAAAACAGAUUCUGCCUCAAAGACAUUGCUUUCAUCCCAAAAACUGGUACAGAAACUCGAUUUUAAAGAAGAUACUUUGAAACUGAGAAAUGAAGUUAAAUCUCUUUUCAAGGAAAUGCCAAGCAUUCGAAGGAAAGAUUCUUCAGAAAACUUUGAACCAGAUCACAUCCAACUGAAGGCUAUGGAAAUAGAUGACAUUGAGGAGGAUGAGAGGUUUGAAGGAGGCAAAACCCACGUUUUUUCCAGUGUGAAGAAGAUUAAUGUAGAUGCAUCUCCUAUUGAUUUAAACCUUGCCAUUGAACUUAAAAAACUCUUAUUUGGCUCCAGCAAUGCCUGCUUUAACGAAGAAUGGAAGAUUCAAAGUUUUGUAUUUAGUGAAUUACCAGAUUUAAGAUAUGGUAUUGUGCAGAAAAAGGGUGGUUCUUGCGGGAUUCUUGCAUCUGUUCAAGCCUGUGUAUUACAAAAACUAUUGUUUGAAGAUGGAAGCAGUGACAGCAGAACUCAUAAGUUAAAACCAUCAAGGACUCAACUAAGCAAAUGCCUUGCUUUGGCCAUAGCAGAAAUUUUGUGGCGUGCUGGUGAGAAAAAGAAAGCUGUUGUUGCUCUUUCUUCAGGCAGAAAGCAUUUUAUUCCAGCUGGAAGGUAUAAAACUGAUGGAAUUCUAGAAACGGUGAUAUUGAAUACAGUCAAUACAGUAGAGGAUUUAACUUUGUUCCUUGAACAAAAUAUUCAGCAGUUUGAACUCGGCCCAUAUGGAUGUAUUUUGCUUACCCUGUCUGCAAUAUUUUCAAGAUCUAUGGACUUAAUUAGGAAAGAUUUUGAUGUUCCAAGUAACACUCUGAUUGGAGCCCAUGGAUACUGCACGCAGGAACUAGUAAAUCUGCUACUGACUGGAAAAGCUGUUUCAAAUGUAUUUAAUGAUGAAAUACAGUUAGAUUCUGGGAAUGGAAAUAUCACUCUAUUAAAAGGAAUUAAAGGAAGAAGUGAUAUUGGAUUGCUUUCACUAUUUGAACAUUAUAACGUAUGUAAGGUUGGCUCCUAUUUAAAAACCCCAAGGUACCCCAUCUGGGUGGUUUGUAGUGAAAGCCAUUUCAGUGUUCUGUUCUGUUUGCGUAAGGAGUUACUUAGUGACUGGAGGAUUGAAAGACGGUUCGAUUUGUAUUACUAUGAUGGACUAGCUAAUCAGGAAGAAGAAAUUCGUCUAACUGUGGAUACUUCUCAAAGCAGUGUUCCUGAAACAGACAGUGAGCUCACUCCUCCUCUUGAACAUUGCAUCAGGACAAAGUGGAAAGGAGCUUUGAUUGACUGGAAUGGAACAGAGCCCAUUCUCUGAACAGCUACUCUAGCAUAAAUACUAAAAUAAGAGAAUUUGAAUUCUCAGCUCUCAUUUACAAUUCACAGACAAGACCUGAAUAUUAUUUUAAUGUGUGAGCCUGUGGCAUACAGCAACACAUCAGAAAGGAUUUCAAGAACUUCAAAGUCAGUUUCAAAUGUUGGUUUCAGCUUGUUUUUGAAGAUUUGAAGAAGAGUUCAAUUUCAUGCCAAACAGGUCAUAAUGCAAUCACUAUUUGCAAAUCCAGGUCAUCCAGUACAUCUAAAUACUCCAUUUUUGCCUUUGAAUGAUGAAGCAUGUCUGUGAUUGUUGCCACAACCGCCAUAAUUUCUCUUGUUAAUAGUUCAGGGAGGAUUGUUUUUCCCUUUUGUUCUUUUAAAUACUGCAAUGUAAACCCUAAGAUUUGUUUAAACAAUAUUUACUUCACUGGUCUGCACCAAAGUCCUCCCAUGCUAAAAAAUCAGUGUACUUAUAGAUUUAGGUGUGCUGAAUUCAUUCCUGAAAUUAGAAUUUCUCCUUACAAACUGUUUACGUGAGAUAUGAGAGUCAGUGAAAAACACUACAUGUCUGUUUUAUGGCAUAAGUAUUUUUCAAGCUCAGAAUAUCAUUUCAAGUAUGUUUUGAGCUAAAAAUGAUGUUAAAAUUGAUGUUGGGUUAUUUCCACCUCAACUGUGUAUUUGCUACACAUUUUUUGCUCUCAAUCAUUUUUUUCUCUCUUCUUAUUCUUCCAAAAUAGCCAGGAAUUUAUAUUUAGAAGGUUAGAAGGAAGCCUUUUUAUUAUCUAGAAGAGAGAAAAUAGACGACAAGAACAUUUUUUUGCUCCCACUUCAUAUAAAACUGGAGUUGAUCAAAAACAUUACAAAGGCAAUGAAUAGAAAUUUGGGAAACAUUCAGAUACCUCAGAUGGAAGGUUUCCUCGCACUAGCGAAGCAAAAAUAAAGUAUCUUUGCUGAACCACAAAUCUGGCAGCUCUGCAAAUCCAAGCUGUGCAAAGUUGAAAAAAGAGCUUAGGGAGCAUCUGAUAGCAUGUCCCACAAUUUUCUGGAGAAUACAGAGGCAAAAAACGAGACUCUAGUUCAGGAGCUACUCUUUUCCUGCCUAUCUGUUGGCUGCGACAUGUCUUUAAAAAUCAAUGUACUACACUCUCAUUUGGAUUUUUGCCUGAGUACAUAGCACUCAUCUCUGGAAAAAAGAUUUGGAGAGGUUCCAUCAGGACAUCGCUCAAAUGGAGAGACGUCUAUGUUAGCGGACAUCUGUUGGUCAUUCCAUUGUGAAAUGCCUUCAGAAGAUUACAAGAGGAAAAAAACUACCAAGUAAUUACUUUUUGUAGGUAACAAUUAUAUUUCAAACAUUUACACAUGUAAUUUAUAAAUCUUUAAAAGUCUAACUAAUUAAUUUUAAAAAAUAUGUUUUUUUUUUCUCUAAAAUAAAACCUUCAUCUCUCAAAAUCUGGAUGUAAUGGAGCAAUUUUGCUGUUGGAUGUGGAAUCCAUAAAGAACACUUAAAAUUUUUCAUGGGAGUGAAUUUUUUGAUUUUUUUGUUUUGCAGACCAGGGUAUUCAACCACUAUAUCUGAACAGAAGCACAGAAUCCCUUAGGAAAUAACCCCCUUACCACAUGUCACUAUUACCCACUGUAAUAGAAGGUAAAGGAAAUCUGGAACUCACCACAAUUGAUCAUCUGCAAUAUUUUUGGCAUAAGUAUUGCUUUUAAAAGACCCUUUCAAAGAAAAUGUCUAGCAGUGUGAAGUUAGAAAAUUUGGAAAAAUGUCUAUAGGCCUCUCACUUUUAGUUUAUUGCUUUACAACCUAUUAUUCAAAGCAAUAAAACAGAUACUUAUAACUUACUAAUCUUUAGCAAAAUAAGAACAUAAGUAGUUUGACAGAUGAGAGGAGACCAUUUAGUCCAGGGGUUGCCAACUUCAGCAAGGUUUUCAUUCUAACCCUUUUUUUUAAUGAGUGCCCUGUUUGUGCUGCUAAUUCAGUUCUUGUAAAUUGAUUUUAAUUGAAUUGAUUUGUUCCCCUGAAUUUCUUCAUUGUUCCUCCGAAUUGCUUCAUUUUUUUUUCCUUAAAUGGCACCCAAACAGAAAUGAAAUGUGAAGUGAGUGAGCCAACAGAAGACCAACUAAGUCAGUGCCUGCGACGCCAACCAAUUUCACUCCAACCGCCUGCUUAAUGAGGUGCCAAUUCUUGUUGUUAAUUAAACAAGUUCUUUAAUUCCGUGGCUUGUUGCUGCUCUCAUGGUGCAUUAACAGACAUUUCUGAAAUUGUCGAUUUUCUUUUUCUAAGAGCAAUGUUAAAAUGUUUUGGGGACCUGAGCAGUCCAGCGCUCCUGAGACCUUCAUCGUUCUUUAUUUUCAGAUAUUGUAUGAUGGACACCAGUUGUUUUGGCUCAUUUUGUAUCUCAUUAUUGUUUGGCUGCUAAUUAAGGAAAAAGAAACAAUUAAGGGGUCUGAGUCUUCAAGAGCAAGUCAAUUAAAAUUAGUUGAAAAGAAGUUAAUUAGCAGCAAAAGCAGGUCACUCAUUAAGAAAAGGGUUAGAAUGAAAACUUGCAGUCACGGUGGUCCUCCAGGACCUGAUAGUUCAUCAAGUACAUUUAUUUAGAUAAUAGCUAAGCUGUCCCGCUCUCUCAUCCACAUACUCCUUACAAGUUGUCAAAGUUUAUGCUAAAACUGCAUGUCUCUGUAGUUUGUUCCAGAUUGCCACAACUCACUGUGUAAAGAAGUGCUUCCUAGCUUCAGUCUUUAAUGCACUUCCUCUUAAUUUCCCCUUGUGUCCUCAAGUACGUGAUUCACCCUUAAACUGAAAGAAUUCUGCUGGAUCUGUUUUAUUGUUGCCUUUGAAGAUGUUGAAGACCUGAAUUAGUUCUCCAUGCAGUCUCUUCUGCUUGACACUAAACAGGUUUCGUUUCUCUGAGUCUGCCGGAGUAGGACAUGUUAAGUUGCUCCACUCUGCAGAGCUUCAAGUGCUGGUAUGUC